UGGUAGAUGCAUGAGACACAACUACACUAUACACCAGUUUUGGUUUUUGUUUUGUUUUUUCACCACCACCUUCUCUAAUAAAUCCCAAAUAAUCCUUGUUUGGGAUUUUACCAAGUCCCUCUGUGGACUCCUGCAAAUUCCAACCACUGCCACCUCCUCAGAUUAAGUGUUAUACACAUCAACAAUGGUGAGCUUAAGAAGGCGCAGGCUCUUGGGAUUAUGCUCUGGGCGAAGUUCCGUUCUAACUCCACUUCCUUUGUUUUGUGACAACACAAAACUUGACAAUGUACACCUCAUGCCUUCGGAAAAUAGAAAUCUUCGAGACAGGAGUGGUGCAAAAACAGAACCUCCAUCAUCAACAGCUUAUGGUUCUAGCUUGGCAAACGAGCAACCUCAAAAAUACGUUCCAGGGCCACCAAUUAAGCGCAGAAAACGACACCGCAGAAAGCAUAUUCAUAACCAAGAACCAUGUCUGAUGAGAGGUGUCUAUUUCAAAAAUAUGAAAUGGCAGGCAGCAAUUAAGGUUGAUAAAAAACAAAUUCACUUGGGCACUGUUGGUUCACAAGAAGAGGCUGCUCAUUUGUACGACAGGGCUGCUUUCAUGUGUGGGAGGGAGCCAAAUUUUGAGCUUCCUGAAGAGGAGAAGCAAGAAUUGAUGAAGUUCAAGUGGGAGGAAUUCUUGGCGGUGACUCGUCACUCCAUAAACAACAAAAAGCUCAAGAAAUGGCAGUGGUCUGCCUCAGAAAAAAGGUCUGAGACACCUCCAUUACAACAUGGUGACUGGGAAGACAAGCAAGACGUAAAUGGUCUCUCAACCUCGGAAGAUGGGGAGGAAGACAGACGAGUUUCUUGAUCAUAAUGGUUUGAGAACAAUGCCUGAUAUUUCCGGUUUUAACAGUUAAGUGCUAGCUGAUAGUCCUCCAUUUUUUAAAGUAUAAAGGCCCAUAUUAGAGCAAAGAUGCUAAAUUUCAUUGUCUUUAUUAGGCAAAUGCCCAGUAAGUAGCUUCAGAUUAGAAGCAUCAUAGUGUUCAUUUGCUGUUAGUUCAAAUGAACCAGUGUCUAUGAGAAAUCUAUUGAUUUAUUACAUGCUGUUCGCUGCUGAGCAGACGAAUAAUGUCCUGAGAAAUUUAAUUUGCAGAAGAAACAUGACCUGAAGGUUACCUUUUCCUAUUCUGCAAUCACAUAGCAGUACCUUGAGUUUAG
Messenger RNA from Argentina anserina (silverweed cinquefoil), 1203 nucleotides. Its product is annotated as ethylene-responsive transcription factor-like protein At4g13040. Gene Ontology annotation, biological process: regulation of DNA-templated transcription. The record is from RefSeq and is a predicted model, not a curated record. The coding region runs from base 185 to 853 and encodes 222 amino acids. NCBI's taxonomy places the organism in Eukaryota, Viridiplantae, Streptophyta, Magnoliopsida, Rosales, Rosaceae. Gene Ontology annotation, molecular function: DNA-binding transcription factor activity; DNA binding. The transcript has 7 exons.